UUUUUCACACCCGUAAAUGAGGAGUCACAGUGCAGCAAAGUGGCAGUGUAGAUAAACCCUUAGAUGUUUCCAGCAGUCAUCUUGGGUAGGGUAGCUAAGGAGAACUGACUACCAGAAUUACCUCACUCCCCAUCCUUAAACAGGUUUUGCAUAAGGCAGGAAUCCUUUGUGUUCCGUUUAAACUUUUUCUCACUUUCAUUGAAAAAAUACAGAGUCCAAAAUGGGUCCCAGCAUCAGGUGAUAUGGCCACGUCUUUGUAGGAUCCACCAUAACCCCUCCUCCCAGGCUCAUAGGAAAAAACAGUCUUUUCGCAGAUCAUUGUCCUGAGUAUUGGGCCAUUAAGGGCCAGAGCCCUCAGCAUCACUAUAUUAGUAACAAAACAGGUUCAUAUUUCAUAUUUCUAAUUCCUAACACAGCAAUGAUGCAUGCAUACAAGUAGGAUAAACACAUUCAGCAGAUUAUAACCUUUCCAAUGAGAUGUCACAUGAACUAUCUUGUAUAAAGCAUAUUCCAGUUAUUUCAUAUUGUCAUAAAGCACAUGGGAUGUCCUGUCUUAGUGAGUUUGUAAGAUCUGAGGCAGGACAAUGAACCUUUUCCCAGUAGCACCAAUGUGCCUCUGUGGUGAGGCACAAUCCAGAUGGCUUGACCAGCACAUGAUGGUACAGAGGGGUGAGCUGUAUGCUGAAACCUGCAAUAAAUAAUUCAAAGUGAUGGUCACAUGACCCUCAUGGCUGUCAUAGGAUUCCUCUCUCCUAGGUGUCUGGUUACAUUCAAGGAUCAAGUUCUAACAUCCUGACUGGUGAAUUAUUAAACCAAACCUCCUUGUGGUGUUCUCAUCCCUUCUCACUGGACAUGUUUCUUCCUGGUGCCCUGCUGUGCUAGGCAGAGAGAGUCUCAACCCAUCUAGGUCCUUGGAAUUGGAGUCUCAGGAGAGUUUGAGGACAACUUGUCUUCUCCCCACCAACUUCUCAGUCUUUGAGAGCUCCUUGCCUCUCUGCUAAAGGCUGACGAGAUGGAGCAGUCCUACAGAUCCACAAUCUCCAUCUACAAGAGCAUCCUGGAGCAUUUUAACCCUGCCCUGGAGAACCUGGUCUACCUGGGCAACAACUACAUUCGUGCUUUCCACGCACUGUCUGAGGCAGCUGACAUCUAUUUUAAGGCGAUACAGAAGAUUGGGGAACAAGCCCUGCAGAGCUCCACCUCACACAUUCUGGGUCAGAUUUUGAUACAGAUGUCUGACACCCACAGGCACAUGAACGUUGACCUGGAAGCAGUGGCUCAGACCUUCCAUGGAGACCUGCUGCAGCACAUGGAGAAAAACACCACACUGGACAUGAAGUUCAUCAAUAACAGCCGUCAGCAGUACGAACUGGAGUACCGGCACAGGGCUGCCAACCUGGAGAAGUGCAUGUCGGAGCUGUGGAGGAUGGAGAGGACUAGAGACAAGAAUGCCUGGGAAAUGAAGGAGAAAGUGAAGCGCUUGCAGUCAGAGAUGCAAGCAUUUGUCUCUGAGAGCCAGAGGGCUGCCGAACUGGAGGAGAAGCGCCGCUACCGCUUCCUGGCUGAAAAGCACCAGCUACUCUCCAGCACCUUCCUCCAGGUCUACAGCAGGGCUUGGGGUAUCAUCCAGAGCAAGGUGCCAAAAUGGAAGGAGCAGUUGGAAGCCAGCCGUAAUCCAAGCAGCAGCCACUCCUCGAGCCUGCUCAGUACCUCCCAUGGCCAGGGGUACGUGUCAGGCCGCCUGACCCCCAGCCAGCUUGACAAGCCCCAGAGGCCUCUGCGAGAUUUUGGCUCGGCCAUGACUGGACGUAGUUCAAGCCCUUUCCGCCAGGAGCCUGCAGAACUUCUUAGAUCCUCUCCUCAGCCAGAGCCAACCAGGAGCAACCUGCAGAAGACUUCAUCAGCUGGCUCGCUCUCAACUGGCCAGCUCUCGCGCGCCAGCUCCUUCGGGGAGCGGGCUGGAAGAGAAGCAGGAGGAGGAGGCAGCACGUUGAGAGUCCAGGCAAUCGUGCCCCACUCUGCCGGCGCCAACCGCACCCUGCUAGGGUUCAGCAUCCAGGACGUCAUCACGGUGCUGAUUCCAGAGGCACAGAAUGGCUGGCUGUACGGCAAGCUAGAGGGAUCCUCCGCGAGCGGCUGGUUCCCCGAAGCUUUUGUAAAGCCCCUGGGAGAAGUAAGAGACCCAGAGGAACCACCCACCAGGUCCUUCCCAUUACGAAGCAGUCACAGCAUGGAUGGCCUCCUGGAUCGCCCCAGUGUCAUGUCAUCAGGAAAUUACCGACACAGUGCUGCCCUGCCCCAGCCAUCAACUCCUUCUCCAGCCUCCCUUGGCGCUGGCAGCCGCCGGAGUAGCACGGCUAGCUCUUCUGCUCCUGCGGAUUCCAAGAAGUCAGCUGUGCGGGAGCAGCAGCCAGAACUCUUCCCCCGCGGCACCAACCCGUUUGCCACAGUGAAGCUGCGCCCCACCAUCACCAACGACCGGUCGGCACCCAUCAUCCGGUGAAAGGGGGCCGUGGAGAGCAGAGGAGGCUGGGGGGGUUGACAGAAGCAGAGGUGGUAGAAAUGCACAGUCCUUUCCCAUUCCCGGGCUGCUGUGACCUCAGGUUGGCACUAACCUAGUGCAAUUUCUCAGGGCACGCCCUCUGUCUUACUCCCUGUGUCUGGCGAGCUCCAGCAGUAAAGAGCUUCCCUGGUUUUCUGUGGCAUUCUCUUUGGAUUAAACUGUGUGAUGCUGGUCCCACGGAGUGGGAGGCAUCCCCAGGAUACGGAUGCUGGUGGCAUGGAAAGGAAGUUGCCUAAUUCAAGCACUGAGAGCUAAAGGAGGGUACAUCUCUCCUGGUCUGUGCGCCUGCGCUGCAUGGAGUAAUUUUGGCAGGGGAAAAGAAUAACUCUAACCCCUACUCUCUUUGUUGUAAGGCACUGAAGGUGGUUUGGCCCCUGACCAGAAUCCUGACCAAUAUGUGGGGUUAGGCACCUGCAUGAUGGAUCAGCAGAGCCCUGUUGUGAUUACCUGCACAGCAGGGGUCUUCUCCUUCCAGCUCCUCACCCCAGGGCCUUGGGCAACUGGCCACUGAGUUUCAAAGAACUUUGUGGGGAGGAUGUCUGCCUCUCCUCCACUUUCUUGCUUGGUAACCCCAGGGCUGGAUAAAAGGAUGGGAGGGGAAACCCAGUAGCACAGCCUUGUGUUUGAUUCUGUACAUAAUAACAGUAAUAUAUUUUUAAAAUAAAAUGGAAAACACACCC
Molecule: messenger RNA, 3243 nt
Organism: Pelodiscus sinensis (Chinese soft-shelled turtle)
Lineage: Eukaryota; Metazoa; Chordata; Testudines; Trionychidae
Gene: BAIAP2L2
Product: BAR/IMD domain containing adaptor protein 2 like 2
Biological process (GO): actin crosslink formation; positive regulation of actin filament polymerization; actin filament bundle assembly
Cellular component (GO): nucleoplasm; cytosol
Molecular function (GO): protein binding
Source: RefSeq, a predicted model, not a curated record